Molecule: messenger RNA, 2245 nt
Organism: Hypanus sabinus (Atlantic stingray)
Lineage: Eukaryota; Metazoa; Chordata; Chondrichthyes; Myliobatiformes; Dasyatidae
Product: G-protein coupled receptor 135
Exons: 1
Coding region: 315-1589 (424 amino acids)
Biological process (GO): G protein-coupled receptor signaling pathway
Cellular component (GO): membrane
Molecular function (GO): G protein-coupled receptor activity
Source: RefSeq, a predicted model, not a curated record
GGAAGGGAGGCGGAGCGGGACAUGUGCGGCUACUGAGGCGGAUCAGGAGUGGAACCGGAGGAUGAAUCGGAGUGCACUGGUAAUGAUACGUGCUGAAAGGCUAGAACUUGUAGCCGCCGGCUUCCGAGCGAGGUAACAGCGCUGCCGCGGGGAGAUGUUACGCAGAAAAUGGGCGGCUGAAAGGGUGUCGGUAAGGCAGCGUGGGAACCGGGGGCGAGUGGUCCGUGGCCCAACCAAGCGGCCGCAGGGACCGCUCGCCGCAGUGGCGGCCCCGGUGAUGUGCGGAGCUUUAGGUGGACGCGCCAUUCGGGUCCAUGGAUCCGCCUACCGGGACUUCGGUGCUGAGCAACGACACGGCGCUCGGCAACAACAGCGGAGCAGCGCAGCCGGAGCGAGCGAGCGGCCAGACCGACGUCGGGUCUCUGCUCCACGGUGUGGCCGUGGCUUCCAAGGCUCUGCUCCUCUUGCUCAUCUUUCUGUUGUCCAGCCUGGGCAACGCGGCGGUGAUUGCGGUGAUCGUCAAACACCGGCAGCUGCGGACUGUGACUAACGCCUUCAUCAUGUCGCUGUCCUUGUCCGACCUGCUCACUGCCCUGCUCUGUGUGCCAUUCUCCUUCAUCAUGCUCUUCAGCCAAGACGGUGUCUGGAUCUUUGGGGACCGCUUCUGCGUGGCCAACGGUUUCUUCAAUUCCUGCUUCGGGAUCAUCUCUACCCUCACCAUGACCCUCAUCUCCUUCGACCGCUACUACGCGAUCGUCAGGCAGCCGCAAGAAAAGAUGGGCAGGCGUCUGGCCGCGCAGCUCUUGGCCGCCGUCUGGCUGACGGCCUUCAUUUUCUCUUUCCCCUGGUAUCUCUUGUUACAAGCCCCAGGACAGCAGGUUAUUCAUAAGAAGGGCUUCUACCACUGUAUGUAUAUCUUCCACUCGGGCAGCUCCCGUAUGGGCACUGGGUACAGCAUCGCCUUGAUUGUCACCUGCUACCUGUUGCCCUUCUCCCUGAUGUGCUUCUGUCACUACAACAUCUGUAAGACAGUGAGGCUAUCAGAGAUCCGAGUCCGUCCGGUCACUACAUAUGCCCAUCUGCUACGCUUCUACAGUGAAAUGAGGACAGCCACCACAGUGCUGAUAAUGAUCGUCUUUAUCAUCUGCUGCUGGGGUCCUUAUUGUGUAAUGGGAAUCAUCACAGCCACUGGAAACUUUCAUUUCACCCCCAUCAUGGACACUGUAGCUAUCUGGCUAGCCUGGGCUAAUGGUGCCCUCAAUCCCUUAAUCUAUGCUACCAGGAACCCCAACAUCUCUAUGCUUUUGGGAAGAAAAAGGGAAGAUGGUUACAGGACUAGAAAUAUAGCAGCCUACUUGUCUAGGCAGAACCAGGACCAUGAGGUUAGGAGUCAGGCAGACAGGAUAAGGGACCGCUAUGUCAGUCGGCAAGGGGCUGGUAGCAGGAUGUCUUCUUCUAGCCCGGCAAAUGGAGAUGUCCUGAUGUGGGCCUGUAAAAAUCCAGCUGUGCUUUUCUGCAGGGAUGGACCACCCAACAGAAUGCCUGAGCCUGCCAUGGCCAAAUCAGAGACUGCAGACACCAGCCUUUAAAUAGAAUGGAACUAUUCCAUUCAAUACACUGAUGACACUUAAUGGAGAUACGCUUCAUUGUUUCUUGAAAGUGCAGUAUUGUAGCAAAUAGUUUCUACUGUGAAACUUGUUUAUGAAUCAAGCAUAGCAUAUAAAAAUCUACUAUAAUUUAGAUUGUAAUUCAUUUGAAAUGGAACCAUCUCAAAGAGAAAAUCACCAUGUUAUGUUUAAUCCCUGUAAAAUACAAUAUUGAGCCCUUACUUUAGAAAAAAUUAACAAUGUUCUAAAAUGUUGAGUGCAUGAAUUGAACCAAAAUAACACAAAGCCAUUCCCUAAACCAGGGAUAAAUAUUACUUUCAGUUGGUUUGCAUUGUUUUUAUUACCUUGAACAUGCAUUGUUGCAACAGUGUAAUGAUGUAAAAAUGGUCUCCCUUUUCAGAUGAAACUAUGCUUUAUGAACUUGAUCAAUUAGAAAUUGGAUAUUGUCUAUUUUUUGCUGUAAUAAGCUAUGUUUAACACUGAAUUUGAUCAGAAUCAGACUGCAAGAAAUUAUCAAAAUGACCAGCAAAUCAUUUGAAAUAGCACCACAAUUUGCAAACAGGGACAUCCAGAAGGAAGUUGUUGAGGACAAUUGUGAUGCUGUGUGCAGGCAGGGUCUCUGAUCUUAAAAGGACCAU